CAGACGCAAAGUCGGGCAUCGGAGGCACAAAGAACCGGUCUGAGAUGUCACCCACAGAAGGUCCUUGUGUGACCCUGACACGGCGUGGAGGCCUGCUGACAUGGCCUCCAGAAACUUCUUUGGGAGCCUUUGGUCUCCUGUGGGACCUCAGCGUGGAUGGGCUCUUCCGUCCGUCCGAUGCGGACACGAGCUUGUGGUGCCCCUCGCUGCAAGAGGUCACGGCCGCGUUCCACAGCCUGGGUACCCACAGCCCUGCUUUGCAGCCCCCGGGACCCCUCCAGCACGAUGGGAGCGAGCUUAAAAGUGAGGCUAGCCUGAGCCGGACUGAGCAGCAGGACACCCCCCAGGAGACGGCCUUGGACAGCAGCCUGAGCCACAUCUGUAAGUUCCUGAUGCUGUGCGUGCUGGCCCAGCCAGGGGCCUACACCGAUGGGAGCCUCUUGGGCCUGAUUGAGCUGCUGUGCCGAGCCGGCUUGGACGUGGGGCUCCGCCUGCUGCCCAAGACUGACCUCCAGCAGCUCCUGCUUCUGCUCCUGGACAGCAUCCAGGAGUGGCCGGGGAAGCUCCGGCAGCUGUGCUGUGCCCUGAGCCGGGCAUCUGAUCACCACCACAACCUGCUGGCGCUUGUGCAGCUCUUCCUGGACGUGACGCCCCGGAGCAGGCAGCUUCGACGCCAGCUCAGCCUCGUGAUCAUUGCCCGGCUGCUGGGCCAGCAAGGGACGCUCCCUCUCUGGCAGGAGAAGACCCAGCUGUCCUCGCUCAGGCAUCUCCUGAGCCUCAUGAGGCCAUCAACCCUGGGGCAGUACCUGGGCCCUGAGACCAUGCCGCCCGGCCAGGAGAAGCAGCCAAAGGCCAGUGCCCAGCUAGACCACAAGGUCUGCUACCUGUGUCACAGCCUCCUGACGCUGGCUGGGCUGGUGGUCAGCGGCCAGGACAUUACUCCAGACCAAUGGGGAGAGCUGCAGCUGCUGUGCAUGCAGUUGGACCGCUGCAUCAGCACCCACAUCCGGGAGAGCCCCCAGGCCAUGCACUGGACCACACUCAAGGACCUGGCUGCCCAGACCUACAUCCGCUGGCAGGAGCUGCUGGUCCACUGCCAGCCCCAGACCCAGUACUUCAGCCCCUGGGAAGACAUCUAAUGGAGCAGGGCAGGGGUGGCCCAGUGCUCCUGGCCCUGGCAGGAAGUGAACAUGUCCCAGCUAACUGGAGGCAUGAAGAAUGGAGACCAGAGGAGGACCAGCCAGCUGAACCAAGCACCUGCCUCCCCUGCUGCCCUGAGCCCCCUCCGGGCGAGGAUCCUGCCUCUCGCUGCCUGGCUCACCUCUCAGCUCUCCUUCCCUUCCCCACCGUCUCCU
Messenger RNA from Globicephala melas (long-finned pilot whale), 1355 nucleotides. The record is from RefSeq and is a predicted model, not a curated record. Lineage: Eukaryota; Metazoa; Chordata; Mammalia; Artiodactyla; Delphinidae.